AUGAGAGCUGCCCAAUGUCCAGCAUUCCGGCUUCCAAAGAAUACAGGAAAGAGAUUGACAGGGUGGCUUGUACGCGCCAGAGUAAUGGCACUUUUGAACAAGGAGAGCAAGGUCGGAGAACGAUUGGAGCCAGUGGAUCUCCAUACCAGCAAUGCUGGUUUCAACAAAGGCAAUGGCGACAGCAGCAGCAAAGCACGGCAGUUCUUCUCCUCAUCUAAGCCAAUGAAGAAAGUACGGCAAUUCUUCUCCCCAUCUAAGGAAGACAGUCCAAACUUGGUGCAAAGUGGCCCAGCCAUCAAAAGAGGAAAUUUCAAUCAGAUCCCUACUGCAAAGGAUGUAGUUUUGGGCAUUUUCAGAGAUGUUGGAGCCUACUUUACCUUGUUGGCAUACUAA
Molecule: messenger RNA, 393 nt
Organism: Cylindrotheca closterium
Lineage: Eukaryota; Bacillariophyta; Bacillariophyceae; Bacillariales; Bacillariaceae
Source: the annotation of a GenBank genome assembly